GGGGGCGUGUCAGUAAAACUGCUGUUACUCUCUUGUGUUUUAUCAGAGUGUUUAUAUUAAUUUAGUCGUACCCGUGGUGCGCAGUAACAGGGGAUGAGCUAGGGCGCUGAAGGCGACAUUAGUUUAACCUCGCUGAUCCUCAGACCCACCUUUAAUUUACCUGAAGCCGCUGCACUCAGCCCCACAUGGACCACAAUGCCGAGCAAACAGCCACGACGCCGAGGACAUGCUGCAGCAGGUGUUCCUGACAUAAGAUCUGAUCAGAGAGACCCAGUCACUGUGGACAGACUGGCAUUCAAAUACAUGGAGAUGUGUAAAGUGGAUUCAACCUCAGACUCUGAGUCAGACACAAGCCCACGAUGGUCCGACGCCAGCAGUAAGUCUUUCCAGGGAGGAACAGGUCUUAAGAGGCCUACUCUACCACAGAAGCCAUUUGGACGGCACUAUCAACAGACCCUGGACCCCUAUGAUGGAAGCUCAGAAGACUCUGCUUCCUCUGCAGAUGGUGCAAAAAGACAGAAACGUGGAGGCUUCAGAGUGAAGGGCAGAAGCUGCAGCAGAAUGGCUGCCAAUCCUCUGCCCUCUCAUGAAGUGCGGAGGCCAGGACUAAGAGAUUCUGUACCUGUGAUACAGUUUGGAGACAUCCACAUGAGGUCUUCCAGUGACUCAGAGCUGAAGGUCAUUAGCCAUAGGGACUUUCAGUAUAGCCCCAGAAAUUACACCAGUACCAGGAUGGCAGACAAUCACCCUCCCCUCCAUUCUGCAAAUCCAUUUUGUACAGGGACAUCAUUUCAGCUCACAGACAGAUUACUCAGCAGCCCCACUCACACUGGAGCACUUUCAAAAAGGAAGAUGUUUUGCCCAUUUGAUGAUGGCGGUGAAUACAUGCACAGGAAGAAGCAGUGCACCACGCAGAUGGAGACCGAGUCUAUUUUCUCAUAGAAAUAAAGCAGUGU
Astyanax mexicanus (Mexican tetra) is the source of this 956-nucleotide messenger RNA. RefSeq lists its product as uncharacterized. Lineage: Eukaryota; Metazoa; Chordata; Actinopteri; Characiformes; Acestrorhamphidae. The record is from RefSeq and is a predicted model, not a curated record. The transcript has 6 exons. Bases 196 to 942 code for a protein of 248 amino acids.